AUGAAGAACAGGACGCCGUCUUUAAGUGCGCGCCGAUUCCCAGAAGAAGAAGAGGAAGAUCGACUGGUCAGCCCGAGUUCAGGCCAGCUGACUGCCAACAAUUCAAAUCACGGCAAAGCGCGCGGACUGAGCGAUGCGUUGCAACACAUCUGCUUAGAGCCGUUGUGGCUUGACUUCUGUGGCUUCUGUGAUGACUUACAAAGGUGA
Messenger RNA from Bursaphelenchus okinawaensis, 207 nucleotides. The record is from the annotation of a GenBank genome assembly. NCBI's taxonomy places the organism in Eukaryota, Metazoa, Nematoda, Chromadorea, Rhabditida, Aphelenchoididae.